CUCUGUCACGCAAAUACAGGGUGAUCCGUCGAGAUGCGCGCGGACACGGUCGGUCCAGCUACCCGCCGUGUGGUACAUCCUACAAUUACUCGAUGGACACUAUACUCGACGAGAUCAUCGACACCUUGGAUCAGCUAGGGCUGCAGAAGGUGCAUUUCUUAGGGGAGUCAACUAGUGGCGCGAUCGGCGAGGCGCUCGCUGCAAAGUAUCCUGAGCGCCUGCACUCGCUCAUUAUCUGCUCGUCACCAACUCACCUGCCACCUCCUGCUCUGAAGAUGUUUGCGUUCGGGCAUGAAAGCUGGCCAGCCGCUUGUCGAGAAUUAGGGUCGCGCGGAUGGGGAGAAGCGUUGUCGAAAGUGCCUGGCACAGUUCCGGCCGGGGACUCAGAACAACUGAAGUGGUGGAUUGAACAGGUCGCGAUCGCAAGCGGUGAGGGCCUGGCAGGAUACGCGGAGUUCUUAUCGACGAUAGACGCUCGGCCGUACCUGAAAGAUAUCAACAUAUCAAUGUUGAUAUUGGCUCCGGCGAACAGCGCAGCGACGAAGCUGGAAGAACAGAUGGACAUCCAUGGGCAAGUCAAGGGCUCGAAGAUCGAGGUCAUCUAUGGAAAAGGCCACGAGAUCUUUACAGAAAAGUCUGAGGAUUGUCAGAAAGCGUCACUGGCAUUUCUAGAUUCGUUGAAGCGGUAA
Molecule: messenger RNA, 689 nt
Organism: Coniosporium apollinis CBS 100218
Lineage: Eukaryota; Fungi; Ascomycota; Dothideomycetes
Exons: 1
Source: RefSeq, a predicted model, not a curated record